AUGUGGUGUUACAAAAACAUUAAGCUGAGUGAAAUUUAUACUGUCGGAUCUCGAGAUGUUACAUGGAGGAGCAUUGGGGAAGUGCCUUACCGGUUUUGUGGUUACAUGUCAAUGGUUUUUGUUGAAGGAGUCCUUCAUGCGCCUUAUGGGCAGCAGGUAGUUGCCUCUGAGGAAGACUGUAUUCUGUGUUUCGAUGUGAAAAGUGAACAUUUUCAACUUCUACCGGGGCCUGCCAAGCCAAGGUAUCACCAAGGUAGCAUCACAGAGAAUGUCUUUGGGAUAAUCAAAUUAGGUGGGUGCCUUUGUUGCGUAGAUUUUUUCCCGGAUGAUUUGGUGAUAUGGAUGAUGACAGAGUAUGGGGUGAAAGAGUCUUGGACCAAGAAAUAUGUUUUUCCCGGCCAACAAGAUCCACUUAAGGAAGGGGAUGUCCUCCAUACUCAUAUACUGUUUCCUUGGUCUUUAAUGAAGCAGGGAGAGCUAUUGUUUUACCUUCAAUACUUCCAUGAUAGUGAUAGUCAAGCCAACUAUUGGCGAUAUCAUGGUUAUUAUUCAUCUCCGCAUUAUCUUAUAUGCCAAGCUUCAUCUCUAGCUCUCAAAGACACUCACUCUCAAAUGUAUUACUUGCUUCAAUUGAUCAACGAGAAACACAUAUAA
Molecule: messenger RNA, 654 nt
Organism: Tripterygium wilfordii
Lineage: Eukaryota; Viridiplantae; Streptophyta; Magnoliopsida; Celastrales; Celastraceae
Product: F-box protein At3g07870-like
Exons: 2
Coding region: 1-654 (217 amino acids)
Source: RefSeq, a predicted model, not a curated record